Molecule: messenger RNA, 2375 nt
Organism: Drosophila elegans
Lineage: Eukaryota; Metazoa; Arthropoda; Insecta; Diptera; Drosophilidae
Gene: ZnT77C
Product: zinc transporter 1
Exons: 4
Coding region: 228-1811 (527 amino acids)
Biological process (GO): detoxification of zinc ion; intracellular zinc ion homeostasis; zinc ion transmembrane transport
Cellular component (GO): membrane
Molecular function (GO): zinc ion transmembrane transporter activity
Source: RefSeq, a predicted model, not a curated record
GUAUUUGAGCCGCGCUGCAGUAAACAACGCUAGGUAAUUCGCUCCCGAAAAUUCGCGCGUGCCUCAAAAUAUUUUAAAUCGUGAACGUGCGUGUGUGUGAAUGUAAUAACAAUAAUAAAAUAGGAAAAGCUAAUUUUCCUAAGCAAUUUACAGUGCCGCCGGCUAUAAAUAGCCAGCGUACGAGGAACGCACGCAUUUUUCCGCUUAUCAGAGUCCAAAAGACGACAAUGCCGGUGAAAGAGAUACUUCAGCGGUGCAGGCCGAUCCCGCUGUACACGGUGCUGGUGCUAUCGAUCUGCUACUUCGUGCUCCAGCUGAUCCUCAGCCACUUGACGCACGGACUCACUCUACUGAUGGCAUCCCAUCACAUGUUGUGCAACAUUUUCGCACUCGGCGGCUGCAUCAUCACAAUUAAGCAUAGUAAACAAAAGCCGGAUCCCCAAAAUCCGCCCCCAAAUCAGACCAAGGUCAACUUCAACGGCAAUGGAUCGGGAGUGGUUGUUAACCUGGCCGAAACGGAGGCCCAAAAACGGGCUAAACGGGAGUGCCGUGAGCAAAAGCUACGAAAUACCUUUGGUUGGGCCAGGAUCGAUAUACUGACCAUGCUGAUUGUGUUCAUUAUCCUGGCGUCGUUAUCCUUUUCCCUGGUGGUGGAGGCUUUGCAAACACUUGUUCACAUCGACCAUCAAGAUACGAUGCACCUACCGAUUCCAAUGAUGAUGCUCGGCUUUGUGGGCCUAGUCCUGAAUGGACUUACAUAUCUGCUCAUUGGCGGAUACACGCUGCAUCAGGGCAGCUUUCUGCACCUGACUCCCGGCGGAAAUGUGGUGCUUGAGCGUCCCAUGUCCAGCAAUCUGGAUCUGUCCCUCACUCCAAUGCAAAGGCAACUCAGUAAAUCCCGAAACGAUCGUCAGUUACGCGAGGAAUUGGAGGCGGAGGUGGGUAGUGUUUACUUCGCCACCAAACGCCAGGGAGCAGUGGAAAUGCUGCGCGAUGUGUCCAGUACCAUAUUUGUGAUCGUUUGUGCCGCAAUCGUCUAUGUGGCGGAGGAUGAGCAUCAUACUGCCAAAUUUAUUGAUCCCGUCCUCUCCAUUUUCUCUUGUGUCCUGCUCGUGACGCUUAGCUAUCCCUACAUGAAAGAAUCCUGCCUGAUCCUGCUACAAACAAUUCCGGGUUCCAUCGAUCUGGAGAUCUUUGAGAGGACACUGGUCACCAAAUUCCCGGAGAUUAUCAGUUACCAUGAUCUGCACAUAUGGCAGUUGGCCGCCCAUCGAUACGUGGCCACCAUUCACAUCCAGUUCCAGAAUCCCAAACUCUACCUCAAGAUCAUCGAACAGGUGCGGGCAUAUUUCCAUGAUCAGGGUAUCGGAGCGGUCACCAUCCAACCGGAGUUUUAUCCGUCCACCAAUAAAAAUGCCUCUGCCUCGCUGGAAUGCCUGAUGCAAUGUCAGGCAGCGGAAUGCAUUGAAAAAGUUUGUUGCCGGGACUCCCGCAGCGAUCUCCGUGAGGUUUGCGAUGCUCCCGGAGGCCGAAAGUCAUCUACUCCAAUCAAAUGUCAAGGCGAUGGCCACGAUCAUGGCAGGGGAAAAUCGAAAUCCUGCGCCGAACUUAGCGCAGUGGUUGUGGAGAAACCCAAGGAACUGAAUGCAGCCCAGCUGUUAAAGGGUCAAGAUCAGGAAGUGGCCAAAUCCAUGCCCAAACUGCAACAUACGCCAUCGGAUGCUGAAUCGACCUGUUUGGGUACAUCUUCAUCGAAUGAAUAUACAUCCAAAUCAAAUGACAGUCCACCUCCUCCAACGAGUAGCGAUUGAUUCACCUUAAAUAACCAUAGUAUUGAAUCAAGGCUUAACGAUUUUAGCUAGUUCUUAAGUUAGUUUACGAAUUUGCCAUAUAUCUGUUGGAGCUCCUUUUUUAAAACUAGACGCCUAAGAAGAACUGGUAGGCUACGCUUGAUCACAAGAGUUGAGAAUUCAGUAAAAUGUAAGCAAAAGAGUUUCAGUCAACUUCAAUAUUAAGUCUUAACCAACUUCUUUUCGAUCAUGUUUUGAUUUUAAGAAUUUGGUUUUGAGCACUUUUAGUCAAAUUUUUGUAUCUCAUCUAAAUUUUAAUAUAUAUACUUUUAAUCCUAAGACGUUAAAUUUCAGAACCGAAAUUUUAGAACACAAUGAAAUCACUUAAAAUAAAUGUUUAUAAUCAGGUGCUGUUUUCUCCCCUCUCUUGUGUCAAGAAACGAACUACAUUUUGCCAACCAGUGCAAUUAGUUUACGAAUAAUUUGUUUUAAGGUACAUUUACUAUGUAUAUGUUGUACUAUAUAAGUCUUAAACAUUUACAACCGAAAGAUUACAAAAAAUAUAUCAAACUUGACGUGUCAUUA